Molecule: messenger RNA, 3031 nt
Organism: Dermochelys coriacea (leatherback sea turtle)
Lineage: Eukaryota; Metazoa; Chordata; Testudines; Dermochelyidae
Gene: AADAC
Product: arylacetamide deacetylase
Exons: 6
Coding region: 397-1158 (253 amino acids)
Cellular component (GO): membrane
Molecular function (GO): carboxylic ester hydrolase activity
Source: RefSeq, a predicted model, not a curated record
CUCCUGUUGUGGGGAACCGAGACUAUUUCAAACAUUUGGCAGUUAUUGAUUUAUUGUUAACCAAUUAACCCAAAAGCAUCAUAGAUGUUAAGAUGAUUGUGAUCAAUUAGUUAGUACUGCAGUAUAUCCUGGUCUUCUACUUGCUCCUGCAAUGGAACCUCAGGGGCAACCCCUUUCAGCAACAGCAGCUAGUACUCCCAUUACUCCUGAGGGCCUCAGUGGCACAGAUCCAUUAAUUAGCAGUUUGACUUUAAGCAAGGCUGAAAUAGUUUCUAAUUAUUAGAUCCAUAUAAUCAGUGGAGGACGAAGUCUGUUGCUGACCACUGUCAGCUGUACCAUUUAAAACAAAAAACCAAAAAACAAACAAAAAAAACCCCAAACCAAGACCAUAAUAGCAUGUUGCCUGCUCUCAGAUAUCUGGAAGCUAUGGAUAUUUUUAUAUCCAAUGCCAGUUCUGUUUGGUGUCUGAUCCUGGGGUCUCAAAAGGGCACAAAUGAAUACCAGACAUCAGUCCAGUUCCAAGAUCAACUUAAAUCGUUGCUUUGUUUCGGGGCUGCAACAGUGCCAAACAGGCUGUUCCAGCAGACCAGGCUGCCGGGAGCACAUCAGCAUUCUAGCCACACCACCUUCACCUUAGAAGUCCAGCUCCUGCCCUCUGUCUUAAUGGCUGAGUUUGCUGAGUGGCUGGGUCUGGUGCACUACAUGGAAGUUCUGAUGAUGAUCACAAGUAUUGAGUACACUGCACCAAUAUCAGAUGAAAAUGUGACUGUCACUGACACAAAAUUUAACAAUGUUCCAGUCCGUUUGUAUGUACCCAGGAAGCAAUCCAGUGGGCUGAAAAGGGCAGUGAUUUACAUUCAUGGUGGAGGCUGGUGUGUAGGAGGCUCAGCCAUGGAGCCCUAUGACCUCCUGUCAAGAUGGACAGCAAACGAGCUAAAUGCUGUUGUCAUAUCAAUCGAGUACAGAUUAGCACCUAUGUAUCAUUUUCCAGUUCAAUUUGAAGACGUGUACGCUGUAGUGAAGUUCUUCCUCCAAAACAGUGUUCUUGCACAAUAUGAGGUGGACCCAAAUCGAAUCUGUAUUUCAGGAGAUAGUGCAGGAGGUAACUUAGCUGCAGCAGUGGCACAGCAGGAUCUUCAGUCACUGUCAGGGAACUGAAACCUUUAAUUGAUUGUGUAAACAUUUUAAUUUUUACAGCUGCUAGAUGACGCGGAAGUUAAAGCUAAACUUAAGAUCCAAGCUUUACUUUACCCUGCUCUUCAGACCCUUGAUCUGGAUUUGCCCUCCUAUAAAGAUAAUGAGAACAAGCCGAUUCUGCCCAAGUCAUUGAUGGUCAGAUUCUGGAGUGAAUACUUUACUACUGAUGUCUCUCUUAAAGAAGCUAUGGCUUCCAAUAGACAUGUUCCUGCAGAAUCAAGCCAUUUGUUUAGGUUUGUAAACUGGAGCAAUUUGCUGCCUGAGAAGUUUAAAAAGGAUCAUGUUUAUGCCAGCCCCAUUUAUGGAAGUUCCAGGCUUGGAAAAAAAUAUCCAGGAUUUCUGGAUCCAAGAGCAGCACCACUCUUGGCUGAUGAUACCAAGUUAUUUGGCUUACCUGUGACAUAUGUCCUCACGUGUCAACAUGAUGUCUUGAGGGAUGAUGGAAUCAUGUAUGUCUCACGACUUAGGAAAGUAGGCAUUGAAGUAAUACAUGACCACAUUGAGGAUGCAAUUCAUGGGGCUCUAAUAUUUAUUACAAGUCCAACUGAUUUAGCUCUAGGACAUAGAGUAGCAAAUAAAUAUAUUAAGUGGUUAAAUAUGAACUUAUAAAGUAAAAAAGGGUAUUUAAUGCAUUUGGCGCUUAUUCACUGGGUCUGGGUGAAACACUGUAUUUGGGAAGAAAAGGAUCCCUGUUGAACAUUGUGGAUGUGAAAAUGCCAUACUGAAACUAUACAUUUCUCUACAACUUUUGGGUUCAGGUUGACUUCUUGCCUACUCUGGCAGGUGACUUAGGCUGUCUCUAAUCUAAGUGCUGUUUCAUCACUGGGAUAAAAAAUCCAAGUACAAUUGCCCUUACUGCCAUCAGUUACUAGCCUUGAAUUUCUCUACACAAGAAUACAAAUUCCCCUGCACCAGAUCUUUUUACAUCUAACGACCACUACCCACUCUGCCCACUUCCUUCUUCUUUCCAUUCUAUAGGUUCGGCUGCUGAUUUAUCACAGUAAAUCAUAUUCCCCAAAGUGUCUUUAUCUUUCAAUACUUCUCUAUUACAAUCCAUGCCUCAUAAGCCUGUACGUGUGCUGGUCCAUCUUAGUGUCCUUCCCCUGGCCCUUGAAUGGAUAUCAGUGGGAUCACUUAACAAUAGAAUGCUUGUAGCCCAUUUAAUAUCAGUGGUGGUCAGUUCCCAUAGUCAUCUGUGAGAAACGAGUCUGAGGUACAAGGGAAGGGUGGAGACGAAUGGCAGUUCAGGGACCAAAUUCCAUGGCUGAGGUAAGGAAACAAUUUUGUCUAAGCCUGAGAAGCCUUUGUGGCUGGCACUUGUGUGGGUAUGUUUCUCCUCUAGGCAGAAUUCAAGGAAGCAGUUGAAAACAUAACUGAAUUUGAAUGGCUGUGAAUAUGACAGCUGUUAUAAAUAUGUAAUUAGGUUUUGGUGCCAUUAUUAGACUUUGUCUAAUCACAUUCAUUAACUUUUUUGUUUACUGCAAAAAUAAAGUGUAAUUUAACAGCAUUGGAUACUGUAUCAUCAAAACAAAUAAAAUGCUGACGAUUAUAACCUUGCAAUAACACCAUUUUAUGGCUUGUGUUUCUCUUAUUACUCAUUAUAUGGUAAGCCUUAUGUUUUAAAUUAGCUGAAUUUAUUCCAUUAGUAUAGCACAUUUUAAAAUCUAGGCUUAGACAUGAUAUAGACUCAAACAAGACACAAAUCUCAGUCAGUCUAUAUUGCAUGAAAAUGCUUUAACACAAACAUAAAUAUUUUGUACAUUAAAAAUGUGUCCUAAAGGUUUUGGAAUCAUGAAAAGUCACAACCCUGAGUUUUUGUUUGUUUGUACAUGUG